This is a messenger RNA of Mercenaria mercenaria, 5144 nucleotides long. Its product is annotated as centriolar satellite-associated tubulin polyglutamylase complex regulator 1-like. Lineage: Eukaryota; Metazoa; Mollusca; Bivalvia; Venerida; Veneridae. Bases 546 to 1625 code for a protein of 359 amino acids. The transcript has 9 exons. The record is from RefSeq and is a predicted model, not a curated record.
AAAAACGCUAGCUUUGUACGGUUAUGGAAAUGCCAAAAUACAGAUUAUGUCCUACAGCUUUCACAGUUUAUUGUCCGUAUUUGUAUACGACAGUUUUUAAAAUCGUUCUAAAAAUACAUAAAUGAAUCGUAUGCAUUUCACUGUAAUGUGUUACUGAGGUUUUCUUCACUCCAUACAACUUAAAUUUGGCUGUUGUUAUGGACGCUGUGCUAGCAAAAUUAUUUACAGCUUUUCUUCUUAAAUAUGGCAGCUUUACAAUCCCAUGAUUCUUGAACAUAUGGUCAUGAUUGUGAAAUUGAUGCACCAGAAAUAAUGAUAGCAUGAUGUGCCCUAAUUAGUGAUGACAUAGUUGAGAAUUCAUGAAUCUUCUGACUAAAAAAAAAUAAAAGAAAUAUAAAUGAAAAAAUAUAGAUGUCAAAGUUUUGUUUCUAAACUCUUUAAAUUUAUAUUGUGUUAAUCAAAGCACAUCAUUGCUGUGGUUGUACAUGCAGUGCAGAUGUAAUUUGUAUUAUUUUAUCAAACGUAAAAUAUUUGAAGAAUAGAAAAUGUCCUUUUACACCAAUGAAGAUCGCUUCUCGAUGACAGCUGAAAGAUACUUAGCAAAGCAUCAUGUUUUGACAUACAUGGAAGACAGUAUUGCUCAGUUGUUAGAAAACAGGGAGGAAAACCCCAAAAUCAACCCAGUCAAAAUAUUAAGUGAAUAUUUUACUGCCUUGAGGGAUGGGAAUCACACAAUGUUCAGAGAAUACCAGUUUAUUCAUAUGACACCACACAACAGAGCAUCUUUUGUAAAGUUGUUCUGGAAAUGUUACAAACAGAUUGGUAAAAAAGGAGAUUUACUCAGUAUUCAGGAAUACCAUUCCCUGAUAGCAUUACUGUGCUCAGAUUUUCCUUUUGAAAUUGUGCAGAAAACUGCGAGGAUAAUAUUGAUGGAUGAUGCCCUGGACUGUCUAAUCUCAUUUACAGAUUUUAUAUAUGCAUUUCAAACACAGUUUUACUAUGAAGAAUUUCUAGACAAAUGUUUGGAGAUUUACCAGUCAAUGAUCCAGACUCACUCUAGUCCCCGCAAUCCUGUAGUGGUACCAUCUGGUACAGAGGAUACCAAGAUACACAUGAAUAAUCAUUUACCUGGAGACGGUGUAGACGCAAUGCAGUAUUUUAGGGCCGUGUACCCUCUCUGUGAUAGAAUGAACUACAGCACACCACCAGCAGAGGCCCUGAAGGAGAUCCUUUUUAACGUACCUAGGGUAUCUUUCUAUGGUUUUCUCAUGGCUAUAGCUAAAAGUGAUGCUAUCAAUGAACAUAUAGGACGACUGCCGGUAAAGUCAGAAUUAUUGGAAGGUGCAGACACAGAGAUUACGCCAAUUGCACCUGUUAAAUCAAAAUCAGAAAAUACGCCGUCAGACAUUAAUAACUCUAACCCAGUUGUCAUGGUUACCAAACCAAGUGUUCAGCAAUCACAACCAAGGUCAAGGUCAGUUUCAAGGUCAAGGGUAUCAAGUCGAGGUCAAGGUCAUCAGACUCAUUUAACUGUUGCAAAGACAUCAAGGAAGAAAGUGAUAAGUUCCGAGGAAAGCAGUGAUGACAGUGAUGAUACCGAUGAUGAUUCUGAUGAUGAUGAAUAGAUAUAGAUGAUUCCAAAGAUGAUAAAUGAAUAGUAAUACUUUUUGGUAAAAAUACAUGUACAAUGGACACCAGUCUUUCAAGGAUUGAUGGCUUGAGCAGCAGGACACAGUGGGGAAGUUCUUGCGGAUUCAACCAUUUUCGUUAUAUUGGCUUUUGUUUGGGUUGCGCUUUAAAGCCACGAAAACCUCAAACGGUUUGUUUAUCCUAUUGCGAUUUUGAGAAAUCAGUGCUUUACCGUAUAUGACUAUAAUACAGCAGUAAGUAUGCAAGGGGUCUGCUGCAUGGAUCAGAGCGCUACCAUAUUAAUUACAGACAGCAGUAUUAUAAAGCAGAAAAAGUAACUUUGGUUGAUGCUGAGCACUGCCAUGUAUGUCUGUCUGGAUAAAAUCACUGAAAUUAUCUGACAUUUGAAUCACUAAACAGUAAAUGUUUUAUCAUAUUUUUAAAAAACAAAAUCUUGUUAUGAAGGUGGCUGUGAUUAUUUACUUGGAUCUUAUUUAUAUGUUUGUCUAUAAAUAGUCACACAUGUUUGUGAUUGUUGUUUUGUUAGUACAAUAAGGAUAUGACAUCAGCUUUUCCAAAUAUAACAGUUUUGUCAUAGCACAUUAAAUUUUAAUGGACUUGCCUAUCAUAUUAAUUCUAUUGUUCAUGUUGCAUUAACUCCAAAAAAAAAUCCACUCCUUAUAUUUACAUUAUACAUGUUAUUUCCUUUUCAUUUGUUGAUUAGUUUUUUUCAUAAAUUGCAUAUAUUUUGUUGUAUAUAUAGAGGAUAAUAAAUAUUAGACAAUAUUGUUUAUUCAUUUCACCAGAAAGAACAACUGUGACAUUGUCUAAAGAUCAUUCUAUCAGAUUAUAUGGGGGUUUUGUGAAAACAGUGGCAUGUAUCACUGAGCCAUGCUGUAAAUUUAGCACAUCCUUUUUGCGUUUCACACAAAGUGAGCAUCAUAAUUUUCAUUGGAAUGAAUAGGACAAUGAAAUCAUUAGUAUUCGGACUAAUUUUUGUGGCUGAGUCAGUCCACAAAAUUUUAUCCCAGUGAACAAGUAAAAUUCCAGUUCAAUUAAUGUUCAAAAGUUUAAAUCCACUAAUUUACAUCCAAACAAAUAGUUUGGUUUUUUUUUUUCAUAAAAUUAAAUGAUUCCACAAUAUUACAAUUUAGUCAUUGUGCUGUUUGUAUACAAAAUUAUUUAGGCAAAUUUUUACACCUCUGAAAUUAUUCAAGAAAUGUUCUAUUUAAGUCAUAAGUAUUUUGUAGGGAACUGAAAUAAGUGUUCAUAUGCAGACUUUGUCUGACCAGUUCAGACAAAACAUCAACUAAAUAUAGGUAAUAUCUUCAGUCCUGUGAAAAUAAAGUACGAAAAGCAACAUUGCUUUUGUGUUACUGAAUAUCUUUUCUUCCUCUGUUAAUACAUUAAAAUAAGAAAUGGCCAUAAGGUGUACUUUGAGUGCUAUGGAGAUUCAUAUGUAUGUCUCUUAUAGAAAGCUUUUAUAUUAUUCUUUUGUCAGACUUAUAAGAGAAUCUAGACUUUGCUUUUGUUACAAGUUUCCAACAGUGACAUGAAUAAAAAGUACUUGUACAGUACCUGACUUUAUUAGAUGAGUAAGCGAUUUUUAUGAAAAAAUGUAAGGCAAGCUUUAGUGAGCCUUCAUUUUUAGCUCACCUGAGCACGAAAUGAUCAAGGUGAGCUUUUGUGAUUGCCCUGUGUUCGUCCAUUUGUCAUCAACAAUUUGACUGUUUACACUCUAGAAGUCACAGUUUUGGCCUAACCUUAAUAAAAACUUGGUCAGAAUGUUACCCUCAAUAAAAUCUUGGACGAGUUCCAUAUUGGGUCAUCUGGGACAAAAAGCUAGGUCACCAGGUCAAAUCAAAGGAAAAGCUUGUUAACUCUGUAGAGGCCACAUUUAUGACCGUAUGUUAAUGAAAUUUGGUCAGAAUGUUAAUCUUGAUGAUCUUUAGGUCAAGUUCGAAUCCGGGUCAUGUGGGGUAAAAAAAAAUAGGUCACCAGGUCAAAUCAAAGGAAAAGCUAGUUAACACUUUAGAGGCCACAUUUAUGACCAUGUCUUAAUGAAACUUGGUCAGAAUGUUAAUAUUGAGGUCAGGUGAGCGAAACAGGGCCUUCAUGGCCCUCUUGUUUGGUUUUGAGCCUACUGACCUGAUCUUACCAGUUAAUGUUGAUGUCAAUUUUUUUAUAUAUAGAAAAAAUAACUGAAUUUCAGGCAUCAAAGUAAUUAUAUUAUUUUUUUCAUAGUCAAUAUAAAACUAAAAACAAGAGGGUCAUGAUGACUCUGGAUCGCUCACCUGAGUAAUACGAGCUACAUGUUUCAAAUGUCAAACUGAUGAUAAAAUAUUAAACAAGAGGGCCAUGAAGGCCCUGUAUCGCUCACCUGACCUAUUGACCUAAAGAUCAUCAAGAUUAACAUUCUGACCAAGUUUCAUAAAGAUAUGGUCAUAAAUGUGAUCUCUAAAGUGUUAACUAGCUUUUCCUUUUAUUUGACCCAGUGCCCUAGUUUUUGACUCCACAUGACCCGGAUUCGAACUUGACCUAAAGAUCAUCAAGAUUAACAUUCUGACCACAUUUCAUGAAGAUACAGUCAUAAAUGUUGCCUCUAGAGUGUUAACAAACUUUUCUUUGAUUUGACCUAGUGACCUAGUUUAUGACCCCAAUUGACCCAGAUUUAAACUUGACCUACAGAUCACCAAGAUCAACACUCUGACCAAGUUUCAUUAAGAUAUGGUCAUAAAUAUGGUCUCUACAGUGUUAACUAGCUUUUCCUUUGAUUUGACCUGGUGACCUAGUUUUUUAUCCUAAAUGACCCAGAUUCAAACCGGACCUUGAGACCAUCAAGAUUAACAUUCUGACCAAGAUUCAUGACGAUAAAGUCAAAAAUAUGGCCUCUACAGUGUUAAAAAGCUUUUCCUUUGAUUUGACCUGGUGACCUAGUUUUUGACCCCAGAUAACCCAAUAUUGAACUCGUCCAAGAUUUUAUUGAACAUUCUGACCAAAUUUCAUUAAGAUUGGGCCAAUUUUGUGACCUCUAGUGUUAACAAGUGAAUGAAGUAUUGCCAUGCAAUACAAAGUCCCCUACUGGAAGGCACCUAAUUUUCUCUACUGCAGUAUAACAUAAUGAACUGAUAUCUGUCAAUGAUGUAUAAACAAUAUUGUACUACAUAUACAAUAUGUUAUAACAACACACUUGGAUUAAAAUGUGCAUAUAUAAAAACACACAGUUGUUUUCAUAUUGAAUUUUUUUGGCUGAUUAUAAAAAUGUUAUCAUGUAAGUUAUUUAUAGUAACAACAAAGGGAAAUUAAUCUUUAAAAAAAAAAAAAUCUAUAUAAUAUAAGUCCACAAGAAACUCUUUACCAGGUAGAGAUAGGUCAAAAUACACCUAAAAAUUGGAUGUAACAUGCAUGCUGUACCACAGAAAAGUGGUCUCGAUUUUUCUCUACCACCAGUAAUAAAAAAAGUUACAAUAAAAUCUAUUUAUAGUAACAACAAAGGGACGUAAUUCUAAAAACAA